Messenger RNA from Dermochelys coriacea (leatherback sea turtle), 1265 nucleotides. It is a transcript of the gene ECRG4, whose product is annotated as ECRG4 augurin precursor. Lineage: Eukaryota; Metazoa; Chordata; Testudines; Dermochelyidae. The transcript is spliced from 5 exons. The record is from RefSeq and is a predicted model, not a curated record. Gene Ontology annotation, biological process: anaphase-promoting complex-dependent catabolic process; regulation of cell population proliferation; central nervous system development. The coding region runs from base 355 to 798 and encodes 147 amino acids.
CAGCCUGAGCAAGACUUCAAAGACGCUGCUGGCUUCAUUCCAUCAUGCUACUUGGGAAAACUUUUGAAACUUUGCUUCACCAAUCAGCUGAUGUAUGCAGGGUCUGGCAGUUCCACUUCUCCUUUGAAGAUCCACUUUUGCCAAUUAGCAGGACGGAUGAGAGCCAACCCAAGCUCCCUGUUCUUUUAUGCCCUGCUCAGGCAGUUCUUGGCAGUCAGUUGAGAGGAAGAGGCAGCCUUUAUUUUCAUAUUGUACCUCCCACCCAUCAGCUGGAGGAAAUGGUGGCUCACAGCCAGCUGAACUGUGUGGAAGAGCUGCACUGCGUCCACCCCUCUCCAGCUGGCACCUGCCAACAUGGUGCUGUUGGCCUGCCAGGGGGUGCUGCCCCUGGCUGCCCUAGCACUGCUCCUGCUCAUCAGCCUGGCUCCCGAUGGCUCAAGAGGGAAUAAACUUAAGCUGAUGCUUCAAAAACGUGAAGCUCCUGCGCCUGCUAAAACAGAGGUGUUAGUGAAAGAAAACGCGGCCAAGGAGUUCUUAGGCAGCCUGAAACGCCAGAAGCGCCAGCUGUGGGACAGGUCUCAACCCGACGUGCAGCAGUGGUAUCAGCAGUUCCUCUACCUGGGAUUUGAUGAAGCGAAAUUUGAAGACGACAUCUCCUACUGGACAAACUUGGGACGUGGUGGCAAUGAAUAUUAUGGAAGCUACUACCAGCACCAUUAUGAUGAAGAUGCACCUAUUGGGCCCCGAAACCCACACACCUUCAGGCAUGGAGCAAGUGUCAACUACGACGAUUAUUAACCUCAUUUAUUCUACUGUAACCAAGAAUUGUAGGUCUAUCGGAUUGAGCAGAGCCCUAACCCCCCCCUCUCUCUCUCUCCCCCCCCCUUUUUUUUUAAUAGUAGAUAUUUCUUAUAAACAAAGAGAAGAAAGGAAUUGUCUAGCACAGAAGCCUAUUUGGAAUGGGCUUCUAUAAUUACUUAAUAGUAUACCAUGUAGAAGUGUUAGAAUUAAAGUUUUUUGGUAAAAUAAGCAUUUUUCUAUUUCUUGGGUAGACAGAGUUUGCAAUAGCUGAGUUCAUUUCAAAGCACUGCAUUAUUAGAGAUUACAUUUUCAAGGGUUUUUUUUUUUUUUACUCAUUCUUAAAAACUGAUUGCCUGAUUUCACCCAGUUUUGGUGUAUUUUAUAAGACAAUGUGUUUCAACGUGCUCAGUUAUUUUGGUCUGUGUCAGUACAGUAAAUAAAUCCCACACUCUUAGAGGAAAAAA